AUGAGUGGGCUGUCUGUCGUUCCAUACCCAGCACCGAGUCUAAAGCCGUCUAAGAAGCGAAAGAAGCGAUUGGGCCUAAGCGCUAGUGUUACCAAUGAAAGCCAAUCUGUAGGAAACGGCUGGGCAAAUGUCGACAUUGAGAAUAUGCAGAUUGAAGGGUUUCAAGAUGGCUGCGCUUUUGAGCUAGAAGAACUCACAGAUUAUCGCGUAGAGACGACUGAGGAUGGUGGUAAAGUUCUGGUUGGUGGUUAUAAGAGUCAAAAAGCUGGCCUUAAGAAAAAGCGCAAGAAAUUGAAAGUCAAGAGUCAACAGUCGGAAACGAAAGCAGCGGCUGAUAUUAACGGAGAGGAAUUGCCGCCCGAAAAGACAUUAAAACAACACGAGAAUCAAAACAGCGAUAUUAAAGAGUAUUCAAUAGAUAAAUUGAAGACAAGACGUGCAAAAAUGAAAAACGACGAAGUAAAGGUCAAUACCAUUGUGUUUAAGGACGUAAACUUGCCCAAGUGGAACAAGUACAAGCUGCACCCUUCGCUACUGCAGUCGCUACAGAGAAUUGGCUUUUCCACUCCAACACGCAUCCAGGAACGCACGUUGCUACCAGCUUUGAUUGACAACCGCGAUGUGGUAGGUGCGGCACCAACAGGAUCGGGUAAGACACUAGCGUUUGGACUCCCGAUUCUGAGUCAGCUUCUGCAAGAGCGCGAGCAACCAGGAUACACGAAGGACUGCAAGGCAUUGAUUUUGACUCCGACACGUGAACUUGCAAUCCAGAUCCAGCAGCAUCUGGAGCAAAUGGUGCAUAAUCAAGCUAUAGGCGUUGUCACGUUGGUGGGUGGUAUGGCCAUUCAGAAGCAGAAACGAGUUCUGUCGUACAGACCAGAGAUUGUGAUCGGGACGCCUGGUCGUCUUUGGGACAUUAUCAGCACCGAGCAUGAACACAUGAAGAAUUUGGCGACUUCGCUGCGCUUUUUGGUUGUAGAUGAGGCUGAUCGAAUGCUGCUGCCUGGCUCGUAUCCGGAACUAGAGAAGAUUUUCGGUAUAUUACGCCAAUCUAAAAAGUCUUCAAAUUCUCAACUAUCGAAUUUUUCUUACAAUGAAAAAUAUUCGGAAACUAAAGAAAAUGAGAAUGGAGAUAGCGAAGAAGAUGGUGAUAGUGGAGAUAUUGACAUGUCAAACUUUGCGAAAGGCACGAAAGUCGUAAUGCUUAAUGAUGUGCUCAAGAUGCAAAGUAAACAGCCAGGCGAUGGCGAAAACUCUGCCGAAAAAAAUGGGGGGAAAUGUGCAAAGAUAAAGAAUAAAUCAGUAGUAGCCCAGCGUCUUGUGCGCCAGACAUUUCUCUUUUCGGCCACGCUGACAAUCCCGGAAGGAGGCCGCUUUCAAAAGAACAAGGCCAAAAAGUGCCAUAACACUUUAACUGUUCUGGAACGAGUCAUGAAGCGCGUAGGGCUUCGUGGUAAACCAGCCAUUGUCGACCUCAGUAUCGCUGAGUCUGAAUUGAAUAUUCCUGAUGCAACGUCAAUUGAUUCAAGAGAUGCUCAGCGUACGCUUAAGAAACAGCAGGGAAAUGUGCCAUUGUCACUACCUGCUGGGCUUGAGCUUUGUCAGCAUGAAGUGUCUGAGUCCACCCGUGAUAGUUUCUUGUACUAUUUUCUGUCCCAAUAUCCUGGUCGCACCAUUAUUUUUCUGAAUGCCAUUCAUCAGGUUCGAAAGUUGUCUGGAUUACUGACUUUGUUGAAUCUCCCCGUCUUUGCUCUGCAUGCCGAAAUGCAGCAGCGGCAACGUUUGAAGAAAUUAGAUGGCUUUCGCUCUCACACGAAAGGUAUAUUAGUUGCGACUGAUGUUGCAGCACGUGGUCUUGAUAUUCCAAGCGUGGAGUACGUUGUUCACUAUCACAUUGCGCGAUCUACUGAGGUAUUCGUACAUCGUAGCGGCCGAACUGCCCGUGCGAACAUGGACGGUCUAAGUAUUUCGCUUGUAUCGCCCACCGAUGCCAAAUCUCACAGUCAGAUCUGCAAGAUGCUCCAGCGGCCCACGGGACUUUCCGAAUUCCCGUUUGACCACCGUUAUAUGGAGGCAAUCGAUGUCCGCAUGCGUCUUGCUAAGAGUAUCAACGAGCAGGAGGAUGCUGCUGGUAAACUUAAGUCAGAAGCCACUUGGUUUGAGCAAAUGGCUGCUGCUGCUGAUUUAGACAUGGAUGAAGACUUGCUGUUUGAACUGAAGGCCAAACAACGAAACCAGGAUGACAAGAAAAAGAAGUCAGCCAACCAAUCGGUACAGUCGCUGCGUGCACAGCUCAACCGUCUCCUUGCUGUGCCUCUUCGACCUGUAGGAUAUGCUCGAAAGUUUCGGCAGCUACACAAAGAAAUAGGGUCGAAGCUUACAGGAGACGGCGAGUACCGUGCUCGCGAUGCAAAUGAGGACCUAGCAUCCAAGAACAAGAAGGUGUACAAACAGUUUCGUCGAAGGAAUGAGGGGAGAGACAUCGAUUGA
Plasmopara halstedii is the source of this 2490-nucleotide messenger RNA. RefSeq names its product dead deah box rna. Gene Ontology annotation, cellular component: nucleolus. The record is from RefSeq and is a predicted model, not a curated record. The transcript has a single exon. The coding region runs from base 1 to 2490 and encodes 829 amino acids. Lineage: Eukaryota; Oomycota; Peronosporomycetes; Peronosporales; Peronosporaceae. Gene Ontology annotation, molecular function: RNA helicase activity; ATP binding; nucleic acid binding.